UAAAGUCCACAACUCAGAGGCCACAGAGUGAAUUUAUUUUGUUCAGUAGACAUGUGGUCUAAAAUAUAAAGCUAUCUUCAUUGUGCAAAGAGCUAAAUUCUGCAGGGUGUGCAGGCAGGGUAACAAAAUAAGUGAUAAGCUCUUAAUGACCAUGGUGGCCUUAAGUUGCCAAAGCCAUUUCAUAAUCUACAAGAAUUUUCGACAUGUGAAGUCCAGACCUUGUAUCUCAUGUGCAAUGCAGCCUUCUCAGAGCAAUAUCAAGGUAGUUAUAAAUGGAGCCGCCAAGGAGAUCGGAAGGGCAGCUGUAGUUGCAGUGACAAAUGCCAGAGGAAUGGAAGUAGCUGGAGCUGUGGAUUCUCACCUUGUUGGCCAAGACAUUGGGGAGGUAUGCGACAUGGAAGAGCCUCUGGAAAUACCAAUAAUCAACGAUCUUACCAUGAUAUUAGGCUCUAUAUCUCAGUUGAAAGCAACUGCAGUUGUCGUUGAUUUUACUGACCCUUCCAAAGUUUAUGACAAUGUGAAGCAGGCAACAGCAUUUGGCAUGAACAGUGUGGUCUAUGUUCCUCGCAUUAAACAAGAUACAGUAAUGGCAUUGUCUGCAUUUUGUGAGAAGGCCAGCAUGGGUUGUCUGGUUGCACCAACUCUUUCUAUAGGAUCUAUCUUACUCCAGCAAGCUGCAAUUCAGGCAUCCUUUCACUUCAAAAAUGUGGAGAUUGUUGAAUCAAGGUCAAAUCCGGGGGAUUUUCCAUCUCAAGCAGCAGUACAGAUUGCUAACAACCUCUCCGGCCUUGGUCAGAUCUAUAAUAAAGACGACCUUUCAACAGACAGCACAGCAAGGGGUCAAGUCGUAGGAGAAGAUGGUGUUCGAGUCCACAGCUUGGUUCUGCCGGGGCUCCCCUCUAGCACCACACUAUACUUCUCCAGACCAGGAGAGGUCUACACUCUUAAACACGACGUGACAGAUGUGCAGAGUCUUAUGCCAGGGCUAAUUCUCGCCAUUAGAAAAGUUGUGCGGCUUAAGAAUUUGGUGUAUGGCCUGGAGAAAUUUAUGUAAAAGCUCAAUCAAUCACCAAUGUGUUAAUUUCUUGUUGCUGCAUUAUUCAUGAGAAAACUAAAUGUUGUUAGAUGAAGGCAUGAUAAUUGAUAAAAUGUAGUAUUCUUUACCUUA
This is a messenger RNA of Daucus carota subsp. sativus, 1168 nucleotides long. Its product is annotated as dihydrodipicolinate reductase-like protein CRR1, chloroplastic. NCBI's taxonomy places the organism in Eukaryota, Viridiplantae, Streptophyta, Magnoliopsida, Apiales, Apiaceae. The coding region runs from base 146 to 1054 and encodes 302 amino acids. Gene Ontology annotation, molecular function: 4-hydroxy-tetrahydrodipicolinate reductase activity. The transcript has 10 exons. Gene Ontology annotation, cellular component: chloroplast stroma. The record is from RefSeq and is a predicted model, not a curated record.